UUGCAGGACCUGCACAUCAUCCUGCCAAAGAGGCAUCAUCGUAUCCACCAUGUCGCACCACAUGAGACCUACUUCUGCAUAACGACCGGAUGGCUCAACUACCCCUUAGAGAAGCUCAAGUUCUGGAUCUCGUUAGAAUAUUUGAUUGAGAAGGUCACCGGCUGCAAGCCCCGAGCAGACGACUUCAAGUGGGCACAGAAGAGAGAGUGAAGUCAGAGAGGAGGAAGGGAGGCGGAGGCGGCUGGGAAAAAAAGAGAGAUUGGUGGUUUAGAUUUUCGUUCGAAGAGAGUGUCGAACGAUGGAACAUGGCACAAAUAUAGAAAGAAAUAUAUAUAGGAAAGAGAUAUAAAUUAUAUAUGUUUAGAGGAAAAUACAGAAAGAAAGAAAGGGAUGUAGCACAAAAUAGAAAUAGAGAAAACAAGUCUUUUAAUGGAAAAAGGAUUCUACAAGUGAUGCCUGGAUAGUGCGGAAAUUCAUUUUAUAACUUACACACCAAGUUGGAGAGGAGGAGAGGGGAAGAACGAUAGAGAAAAGCAGAAAAAAAAAAUGGAAAAGAAAAUAGCAAAAAUGAUAUUCAAAAAAAGGAAAUGUCAUCCUUAUAAAUAUUAAUGAAUUAAGCCAAAGCUUGUCAGUGAACAAAAAAAAAAAAAUUGAAUAUAAUGAAUUCAAACUUUUGUAAGAGAUUAGAUAUUUUACUACUUUAGGCACCGUCAGAAUGUAGAAUAUAUUAAGAUAAGGGUUUUUUACUUUUUGUAGGUGUGAAAGGAUUUUGCAGUUUAACAGAAAAAAUACUAAGAAAACGUGCUAGAUGUGUCUCACUGUUCAAGCAAGGCUCACUUGAAGAAAAAGGUGGUUGAUUAGAAAAAAUUGCUGAAAUAAAAACACAGACACGAGAAACAGAAAGAGAACAAAGCACGUUAUCAUCUAUGAUGUCCAUACAUAGUAUAUAAUUGUGAUAGUCCGCGAAUCAAGUCUCGAGUGAAAUUGUAGAAGGAGUUCUUAGGAUAUUUUCUUUUUCUUUUUCUUUUUUUUUGUAAUUGCUAUUCUUAUUAUUGUUGUCUUAGCUUUUUGAUAUCUCUGUGUAUACUAUGAUUUGCUUUUCUUCAUUGGAAUCUAGCAAACAGUGGAAGUAGAAUAAGAAAAGAAAGAGUACGUGUCUGUUGUAUGUUGAAACAGAUGGCAAGUCUUAUUAAUAUUUUUUUAGAAAUCUGUUCAUAUUUUUAUUUGAAUAAUGCAUCUCUCAAAAUGAACUGUGCAGAAUGUUUGCUGAUAAUUCGCCUUGAAUUAACAUCACUAAUCCAGACAUUUGGAAGCAUAGAUCUUUAGUUAUUAACAAAAUAACAGUUUUGAGUUUAUAUAUACAGUAUAUAUAUAUGAAAUUUUGCUUUAUUGUUUAUAGGGAUUCGUACAUGUGGACCAUUGCUUUAACAAGAUUAAUUCAUACACAAAAUAAAAUAGUAACAUUUUUUUCUCAGGAUGACCUAAUGUUACCAAAUUAUUUUUCAAUGCCUCUUAUUUUCUUAUUUCAUAGAUGGCAGUGCAAGCUGUUAGAGUUAAGUUUCGUAUGGAAAUUAUAGUCACAACAGGUGGUAGUCUACAAUAUUUUGUGAGGUGCAUUCCCCUGCCUCACUGUGCAUCUAGGUAUAGAGAUAUCUCAUAUAUAAACAUCACAAAAUGGUGAUUUUGGUAAUGGUUAACCUAAGCACACUAAACAUUCAGAUUUUUUUUUUUUCUCUUUUCUUUUCUUUUCUUUUUUGCAGUUACAAGCAAUUAAAAUCAAAGAGCUGUUCUGAAAUUAUACUGUUAACCAAGAUGUGGUUAUGGAAGGCAGCAGUAAAACUUAAAUAGAAGUGUUUCUUUUGUAUAAUGAAACCCAGUGAUUGUCAUUAUUUGUAAAGAUUUUUUUUAAAUGUUGAUAUUGAAUACACUCCAUUCAUCAUUGGAAGCAUGUUAAAUGCAGCUGGUGAGAUGUUAGAAUAUUGUUAUAUAUAGUAUAUGUUUUUUCUAUGGGUGUAUCACUCUUUUUGUAUUUUAAAAUAGAUGCUUAUUUAAACCCGUGUACAAAAAUGUAUACUCUAGGAAACCCAUAUGCAUAAUUAUGUAUUUUGCUGUAUACAUAGUAUGCAACUGUGUUUACUAAUGAGCUAAUACAUAAAUAACCACACAAAAAAAUCAAAGAAAUUUAAAAAUGACUAUGUAUUCAUCCAGUCUUACAGAAUUGAUCAAUUAUAUCUUUAUA
Penaeus vannamei (Pacific white shrimp) is the source of this 2239-nucleotide messenger RNA. Lineage: Eukaryota; Metazoa; Arthropoda; Malacostraca; Decapoda; Penaeidae. The record is from RefSeq and is a predicted model, not a curated record.